UCUGCGUCCUUCCUUGCUCUCAGUUCUCAAACAGGUCCGAAGGUAGCAUAUAUAAUUGUUCCUGGCACGGGUUUGUUCUUUGUUCUAUUUUGAACGUGCUCUCUUGUCAUGUCUGGUCGUGGCAAAGGCGGGAAGGGCCUGGGCAAGGGCGGCGCCAAGCGGCACCGCAAGGUCCUGCGCGACAACAUCCAGGGCAUCACCAAGCCCGCCAUCCGGCGCCUGGCCCGCCGCGGCGGCGUCAAGCGCAUCUCGGGCCUCAUCUACGAGGAGACCCGCGGCGUGCUGAAGGUCUUCCUGGAGAACGUGAUCCGCGACGCCGUCACGUACACGGAGCACGCCAAGCGCAAGACGGUCACGGCCAUGGACGUGGUGUACGCGCUCAAGCGCCAGGGCCGCACGCUCUACGGCUUCGGCGGCUGAGGACCCCGCGCCCUCCCCCACCACCAACA
Jaculus jaculus (lesser Egyptian jerboa) is the source of this 449-nucleotide messenger RNA. RefSeq names its product histone H4. Gene Ontology annotation, molecular function: protein heterodimerization activity; DNA binding; structural constituent of chromatin. Bases 109 to 420 code for a protein of 103 amino acids. The record is from RefSeq and is a predicted model, not a curated record. The transcript has a single exon. Lineage: Eukaryota; Metazoa; Chordata; Mammalia; Rodentia; Dipodidae. Gene Ontology annotation, biological process: nucleosome assembly. Gene Ontology annotation, cellular component: nucleosome.